CUCUGGCCUUGAGCAUCCAGAACAGGGACCGGAGAGCCGAGUUGAUCCGAGCCCCUAGGCCCUGCCCCCCCAUCACAUUAGAAUACUGCCUAACAAGAACAAUCUGUGUGGAGCCAAGGAGCCCAGUCCUUUUCUGGGAAGCAAGGCAGCCAGAGAGGGAGGAAGGGAGGAAAGGAGAGGAGAGGGGGAAGGAGGGAUUUGUCCCGAUGGCAAAGAACUUUACGUUUUAUUUUUUUCUGUGCCAAUCAGAGAAACCUCCAGUCUGAAAUCUGAAACUGUAGAAUUACUGUUGGAGGAGGUGAGUCAGGCACGUUUUCCCAUCCUCUCAGUUCAUUUUCCCAUCCAUUUUCCUCAAACUCUAAAGCAUCCACAGUUCUAGAGGAGCCUUUUCUGUGUGUGACCACUUCUGUGGAUGGUCCUAUAGGAGAUGACGUUCCUCAUGGCACUUAAUCUGAUUGGUCUGUUGGUGACGCUGUGGUCCAGCAGCCCCAGUCUGGCCACACCCCUCCCUUUCAACAUUUCAUUGGAGGGAAGUGCAGAGGGGGAGGAGCUAGACAGCCUCAUUGACACCCCUUCCCCACCUGCCACCAGUGGCCCUGCCUUGGAGUCCUCAACCACCUCACAUGGCUCCACCCACGUAGAGCACUUAUUGCUCAGGCAAAUGGUUCACUUCCUGCAGGAUAACCUGUUCCUCAUCCUAGUUUUCUUCACACUCUUCAUCACUAUCUUCCUCAUCCUCUGCUGUGCUUGCAUCAUGAGCCGCAAACGAAAGAUCAAUGCCUACUACCCCUCGUCCUUCCCCUCUAAGAUGUACGUGGACCAGAGGGACAAGACCGGAGGUACCAAGCUUUUCAACGAGUUGCCAGAGAAACCCUCCAACCGGCAGCAGGCUGAGCCAGUGGACUCCAGCAAGAAGCUCCAUCAUGACAUCAUGAAGGCAGCCAAGAACCUCCGUACUCUCUCCAAGCCUCCCCUGGGAGAGCAAGAGGGAAAAGACCCCACACAGAUAUCUGCAGCAGCAGAGAAAAGUCAUGAGGUGAAUGUUCAGGCUGUGGGAGAAAUAAUAGAGAAAGACAAUCAGCCAUCAAAUCCACCAGAGCUGAGUGAGGAGGAGGUAUGCCAGCUCUCAGUCAAUGAAGCCCAACAUAGCAGCUGCCUUGAGCAGUCAGAAAUCUUUCCGGAACAGACAGGCCUAAAAAAGGAUGAUGAGUCAUUCACAUGAGCUGAGUCUCCAUCUGGCCAAGGGCACUCACAGGCUCAGCAGGAAAAGGACAGGCAAGAGGACUCCACUGUCACACUGUCUAUUCCGUUGAUCACUGGAGAGAAAACAGCACUUUUGCUAUGCUCUCGACACUAUGUUUGAUCUCAAUGGUUUGGACCAAUUUUGCAUGAGUGACAAUCUUUAAGGCAAACCUGUCAGCUUUGUUUACUGCUCUUUGGAUUUACCAAAUUAUGUCUGUUCAGUUAUAUGUAAUCAUAUACUUGAUUUACUUCUGUUUCCCAGUAGCCAUCUUUCAAUGUAUCUCUCUCUAAAAGAACAACACUAUGUAACCUGCCAUCUUUCAAUGUCUCCCUAAAAGAACAACACUAUGUAACCUGCCAUCUUUCAAUGUGUCUCCCUAAAAGUACAACACUAUGUAACCUGCCAUCUUUCAAUGUGUCUCUCUAAAGGGUUAACACUAUGAAACCUGACCAUACACCCCUAUAUAUGCUGUCUUGUUUGAUGUUUCUGUGUUUUUAUUUGUACAAUGGCCAAAGUAAUGGUGCUGCAUCUUGUUUUUCUCCCUCUUCCAUUCUUUGAUAGGUUAGUGAGGUGUUUAUCCUAGGUUAGAGAUCAUUUUCAGGGCAAUUUGAGGUUGCUUUUUCUUGAAGAACAAAUAUGGAUAAGUACAGGGCAAGUUAGCCUAUUUUAGAAUCCCAGAGUUAAAUACUUACACACUCCUCUUUAACAUGUAGGCUCAGCAUUCCCGAACAGUCCCAUUACAAGUCAGAAUGUUGAACACACUUUAAUUAAAUGUACUUCUUGUCCACCGAUUUUGUCCUUAUGUCAGAGAUAAUCUGAUACAAAAUAUCCACAUAGAAGCAUUAUCAAGCUUUUAGAGACUAUUGCAUUUUUUUUUUUACAGCGACUGAGUAACCAUGGUAACAGUCUAAUGUUUAGACAAAGGUUAAGUUCACCAUGAGCACCUCAUGGUGCAGCAUCUGCCACAACUUGAACUCAGACAGUAUGUCUCCAACAUUAAGGGAGGUAUAUUUACAUUAUAAAACCUGUGUGUAGUUAGUCAAAUGUUUAUCCUGUCUCUUGAAACACUUCCAUUAAAGGGCCAAUCUGGAGUUCAAAAAGCCAUCACACCACCAUUGGUUUUGGUAAAGAGCUGAGAGAACUAGAACCACUCAAAGUCAUAGACAGAGCUAUGGAUACAAGCACUGGACAUCCAUAAGCUCAAAUUGAUAAUUUUAACCAUGUUUUGAAGCUAUACAGUAUGUUUACAUUUACAAACAUUGGGAGAUAAACAAGUGUAUAUUUUGGGUUUUGAUGGGGCGCAACAGUUGAACUAAGCUCAUGAAGUAUUUAGAAGUUCUAUUCAUCAAGAAUCAAUGGCUAUAUAUAUAUAUAUAUAUGCAUCAUUCAUUUAAAGCUGUAAUAUGUAACUUUUUGGGCAACCUGAGCAAAUUCACAGAAAUUAAAGUAUCAUUCUCAUUGAAAGUCUAAAAAGCAGCAGAUCUGUUCUAUGCUUCCCGUUCUUGUGUUAGUUUUAGAGGCUUUGACUUUCGGUUUUGUACAACAGCUUCAAACAAUAUUUUUGCUUACGUGAAACGUAUUUCACAGCGGUUUAGAUGUUACAAUGAUUCUCUACACUACAUUUGCUUUCGUCACAAAGUGAAAUUAGGCAAACUGUUACAAUUUCAGCAACCAGGAAAUGGCAGAGCAAUUUCUGCAUAGUGCAGAUUCCAAAAGUAGAUGUAGCAACUCCGAAAUGACCAAUUAAGUGACAACCGUUGCUCUGCUGCAGAACCAGGUCCUGUGAAAGAACUUGGGAAAGCACCAAACAUAGCAGUCUACUCUACUCGUACUGUGCCAUUACAAUACAGGCUGGUUAGUCGUGUGUGGUGUGGUUGAAAACAUGACCAGACACAUACCAAAAAUGGUUGUAGAAGUGCUGCUUUCUUUAUUUUCAGUCUUCUUUGGUUGAAUAUGGUAGAAAUUGUGAAGACAGUAGAGAUUCUAAAAUGUGUUGUGUUUGGUAUUUGAUAAAAGCAGAACCAUGAUCUGCAUUUAUGGAUGAAGUCAAUGUAUUUACAUGGCUCCGGAUAAAGUAUGCCAACGAUGCCAUCUAGUGGAGAAUACAAGCAUUGCUCUAAUUUCUGGUAGUCUGCACACUGCUGAGAACAAAAGACAAUACCUUAACCGGAUUAUAGAGACCUUGCAUGACAAAAAAAAGAAAAAGACAUAACAUACUACGUACACGUCUUACUUUAUUAAUUUGCAUUACAACCAGGAAGUCUGAAAUGUGACAAAAGAAGCCAAAUAGAUACCUUAACAGUUUGCUGUCAUUUUAUAUCUCCUGCACUGCAUUUCCUCAUUGCCUUCAAAACAUUUGUGCUACAUGGGUGUUGAUGGGACACCUUUAGAAAUCUUAUUCAAUACUUCACCACAGCAUCCAUAAUCA
Messenger RNA from Oncorhynchus mykiss (rainbow trout), 3671 nucleotides. RefSeq names its product transmembrane protein 119. Gene Ontology annotation, biological process: ossification; positive regulation of bone mineralization; positive regulation of osteoblast differentiation. Lineage: Eukaryota; Metazoa; Chordata; Actinopteri; Salmoniformes; Salmonidae. The record is from RefSeq and is a predicted model, not a curated record. Gene Ontology annotation, cellular component: plasma membrane.